This is a messenger RNA of Carassius auratus (goldfish), 5487 nucleotides long. It is a transcript of the gene synrg, whose product is annotated as synergin, gamma. Gene Ontology annotation, cellular component: clathrin coat of trans-Golgi network vesicle. Lineage: Eukaryota; Metazoa; Chordata; Actinopteri; Cypriniformes; Cyprinidae. The transcript has 24 exons. The record is from RefSeq and is a predicted model, not a curated record. Gene Ontology annotation, molecular function: protein binding. Bases 44 to 4168 code for a protein of 1374 amino acids.
CAGCUCUCCUCCCGGAUGACGUCACUUCAUUGAGUUGUUUAAGAUGGCGCUUCGGCCCGGAUCAGGGGGAGGUGGCAGCUUUAUAUACCCUGUAGGAGGGGGCGUUGGACCACCGCAAGGAAUGAUGCCCAUGCAGCAGCAGCAGCAACAGCAGCAGGGCUUUCCCAUGGUCCAGGUCAUGCAGCCCAACAUGCAAGGCAUGAUGGGAAUGAAUUUUGGAGCACAGAUGCCUGGUGCCAUGCCAAUACAGGGUGGGAUGGCGAUGGGCAUGCAGACUCCUGGGAUGCAGUUCAUGGGUCAGCCUCAGUUCAUGGGCAUGAGGGGCCCGGGGCCACAGUUCCCUGUGGACCUACAGAAACAGAUGGCCGAGGAGCAUCAAAAACGUCUGGAGCAGCAGCAGCGGAUGCUGGAGGAAGACCGGAAGAGAAGACAGUUUGAGGAGCAGAAACAGAAACUACGUCUACUGAGCAGCGUCAAACCCAAAACUGGGGAGAAGAGUCGUGACGAUGCCUUAGAGGCCAUCAAAGGAAAUCUAGACGGGUUCAGCAGAGAUGCCAAGAUGCAUCCAACACCAUCUUCACAGUCUAAGAAACCAGACUCAUCGCCAUCUCAUUCCUCUGUCACCUCUCAUACCCUUCCUCCUGCUUUCCCUGAAGAAGACGAUGAGUUUAGUGACUUUGUGCAGGGCCCCGUCGAUGCCUCCUCCUCGUUCCCCUCUUCAUCCCUCUUUCCAUCCUCCCCUCACACUAGCCAGCCAUUAGACACGGGGCCUGGCCAGCACCCCACUUCCUCCUCUCUCCCUCACUCUGUCCCUUCAUCUCUCCCUGUCUCACCUGCCAUCCAACACUCUUCUGUCAUCUCCAGCUCCCAAUCUGCAUUCCAAGGCCCAUCUCUGGAGGAGAUGAUGUUCACAUCUUGUGAUUUGACAGCUGAUAAGAAGGCCCAUGUUAGUUUUAAGCCUCACCAGGCUCUGUCUGAACUGAGUCCCAGAGUUCAUGUCACAGCUCAGUUUCACAGCAGCACCAGAGCCCGAAACUGGGCCCAAACUCAAGAUGACUUCAAUUCAGCCUUCAUCUUAGAGACGGCACCUGAGCCUCUACCUGCAACUCAGGCUCCCCCUGCAGCAGAUAACCCACCUGUCCAGCCCACUAGCACCAGCGGUGUGGGUGUCUACCCUCAACAAGACAUGCAACCCAUGGUGCCAGCCUGGUUGUACAAUGACUCGCUCAUCCCAGAAUUGUUCAUGAAGGUCCUUGAAUACACCAUGACACCAACAGGUAUUGACACAGCCAAACUCUACCCAAUUCUGAUAUCAUCGGGUCUGCCACGGGAAGCUCUCGGACAGAUUUGGGCCUUGGCCAACCGCACCACACCUGGCAAGCUGACCAAGGAAGAGCUGUACACCGUUCUGGCUUUGAUUGGAGUCGCCCAGAGUGGUCUUACAGUCAUGAGUUUGGACAUCUUGAGUCAGUUCCCCUCUCCGCCUGUGCCCAAUCUACCUGCCAUGGCUAUGGCUAUUCCUGCUGUCCUGCCUCAGCACCAGCAGCCCAUCAUGACCCAGCCGCCCGUGUCCAUGGCCAUGCCGGUUGCUGCACCGCCUGUCAUGGGCAUAACCCCAAACCCGCCCGCACAACCACCGGCCAGCUUCAUCACCAACUUCCCUCCUGUCCAGGCUACGAAGGCUGAUGAUGACGAUUUUCAGGACUUCCAGGAAGCCCCUAAAGCUGGCGCUGGAGAUGACUCAUUCACAGAUUUCCAAGGAGAAACUGGAGGAGCAUUUCCCAGCAUGACAUCAUCAUCCCAAAGCAGUGUUCCUGCCAUGCUAACUCCAGUGUCAGGGUCUUCAUCCUCCUCCUCCUCUGAUAAAUACGCAGUGUUUAAACAGUUGUCAGUGGAGCAGCCUGCAGAGCCCACACCUCCGGUCUCAGAUUCAGGCGACAAAUACAGUGUUUUCCGAGAGCUUGAGCAGCCUUCAGACAGAAAAACAGUUGGGGAGGGAUUUGCUGAUUUCAAGUCUGUCAGUGCCGACGAUGGCUUCACAGACUUUAAAACAGCCGACACCGUCUCUCCACUAGACCCACCAGACCAGGCCAAGUUCCAGCCAACUUUUCCUCCUCCUUUCUCUUCUUCUCAGUCUCUGUCCCAUUCGCAGCCAACCUCUCUGGCUCAACCUAGAAAUCCUCUCAACAUGGCAGACCUGGACCUCUUCACUACAAUGGCUCCUCCUGCUCCCACUACCACUGGUGACUCCAAACUCAACCUGUUCCCUUCAGCGCCGCCAUCCCUGGUAUUGCCCUCAGUUACAAAACCUCCUAGCAUAGGGGGUGAUGAUUUUGGCGAUUUUGCUCUUUUUGGCUCCUCGGCGUCCUCCGAAGUAGCUCCCACCACCUCUACAGUAGGGAGAGGAACUGGGAUGGCAGUUCAGGACGACUUUGCUGACUUCAUGGCGUUCGGGAGCUCGAGAGAUCAAAGAAACGAGACCAGCUCUGGAGACGGGGGUGGAGAGGCCCAGACGGAGACGUCCCAGCAGAGGCAGCAAAUCGGCACUGAUAAGUACGACGUCUUCAAGCAGCUUUCACUAGAAGGUGGCCUGGCCUAUGACGAUAACAAAGAAAGCGGUGGGGGCUCGUUCUCGUCACUCAAGAGCGACAAUGACGACUUUGCAGAUUUCCAGUCCUCCAAAUUCUGUACGGCGCUGGGCGCGUCCGACAAGAGCCUGGUGGACAAAGUGGCUGCUUUCAAGCAGGCCAAAGAGGACUCUGCCUCCGUGAAAUCCCUGGACCUCCCGUCCAUUGGGGGCAGCAGCGUGGGGAAGGAGGACUCGGAGGAUGCGCUCUCAGUACAGCUAGACAUGAAGUUGUCGGACAUGGGUGGAGACCUGAAGCAUGUGAUGUCUGAUAGCUCUCUAGAUCUCCCCGGUUUGUCAUCCCAUCAACCCCCUGCUGCAGAGUCUGAUGAUUUAAAAUUUGACCCCUUUGGUACAUCCGCCGUCAGCAGUCUUGGCAGCUACGACUGGUCCGACAAGGAAGAUCUCUCGUCUGGUCAAGGUAAGAAGCACCAGGGAGGACUGCCAUCUUCAGCUGUCGUCCAGAGGAAAGAGACGUAUUUCGGGAGCUCAGAGAACAUCACCCACACCACAGUUGCCAAGGUGACCACCUUCCCAAUUGAAGAUGGUGGCUCCACCACCGAAAGCCGGUUUGAUGCCUUCGCCGACUUUGGCUGCAUUGAGCAGGCCGGUCAAGACGACAACGAUGACUUUGGAGACUUUGCCAGCACAGUUUCUGAGAAAUCCGACUCCCCUCCUGGAACCACAGAAGCGGAGGGCAACCAGGGUGAAUUGACAGAUGAGUUUGGAGCCUUCCAAGGUGACAAGCCCAAAUUUGGCAAGUCGGACUUCUUGAAAGCCAGCACGCAGGCCAAAGUGAAAUCCAGUGAAGAGAUGAUCAAGAACGAACUCGCCACCUUUGACUUGUCUGUGCAGGGAUCCCAUAAGCGCAGCCACAGUCUGGGAGAGAAAGAAAUUGUCCGGUCCAUCCCCUCUCCUGCCCCUGAACAGCCCUUCAGAGACCGAUCCAACACCCUAAAUGAAAAACCUGCGCUGCCGAUCAUCCGAGACAAGUACAAGGACCUCACAGGAGAGGUGGAGGAGAGUGAGCGAUAUGCGUACGAAUGGCAGAGGUGUUUGGAGAGUGCUCUGCAGGUCAUCACCACCGCCAAUAACACCCUUAAUGGCAUCAGCAGCUCCACGGUGUGCACAGAGGUCAUCCAAUCAGCACAGGGCAUGGAGUACCUGCUGGGUGUGGUGGAGGUGUAUCGUGUGACCAAGCGUGUAGAGCUGGGGAUAAAAGCCACGGCCGUUUGUUCCGAGAAACUGCAGGAGCUGCUUAAAGACAUCAGCCGCGUGUGGAACAAUCUGAUGGGCUUCAUGUCACUGGCAAACCUCUCUCCUGAUGAGAGCUCACUGGACUUCUCCUCCUGUAUAUUGAGGCCAGGCAUUAAGAAUGCCAAAGAGCUGGCGUGUGGAGUGUGUCUGCUCAACGUGGACUCGCGCAGCAAGAAGAAAGACGAGAACACUUUUGGACGCCUGUUUAAAAGAGCACUGACAAAAGACAGUCGCUCCAAAUUAAGGGUAGGAUGCACUCUGUGUUUGCAAUCAGAUAGUAAUUAACCUUUCCGCCAGCUAAACAAGGUCAGUUGAAUUAGGAUGACCUUUUCAGUGACUCUGAGCCACCUGUUCAUCUGCAGAAAAACAGAGCUUGUGCUGCAGCUGCCGCCCCUCACACACACACACACACAUGUACGCGUAUAUACCACCGGAUCAGAUGUUUCAUCACACAACAUUGUUCAAAUUUCUUCUCAGACACACAUCUUUGUACUACAACAACAAGGCAAGGCUGGAAAGAAUUGAGAAAGUGUAAGUGUGUAAGAGAGACAGACAGAUAGACAGGGAACUCUAAAUCUGAUGUUCUCUGUGAUGCUUUAAAAUAACUCUUGACCAGGGUUUGGUAUCGCCAGCAACCAUACAAUACAGUAGAUAUUAGGUUAUGUUUACAUGCAGUAGUUUUCCUCAAUCCAGUUCAGUUUCAGAUUCUGAAAGUUUUCUUUAUAAGAACCUUAAAUUCUGCAAUCCAGUUUGUUUUCUUUGUGCAUUACAUGUAUUUAAAAACAGAUUUCAGGAAGAGUAGGGUUGGGGAUCGAAAAUCGAUUCAGAUUCCAGAAUUGGAUACUUAAAGGAACACUCCAUUUUUUAAAUCUGUGAUUAUGAAACAAGUACAUCUUAAGUCAUUAAAUAAUUUAUUCAUAAAUGACAUGUCGUUUUGUUUAGUUGUCUAAUGUGUUAUCUUCAGACUGAUAAGAGAUCCCCAACUUCCAGUUUAUCCCGAAUCAUGUAAUUCUAUUUUGCACACAAACAGCUCUUAAAGAGUCCAGUUUUUAUGUAGCCUGUUGAUUUUUGUUCAUGGUAUUCAGCUCCAAUAAAUGGUUUGCAAAAAGGAGACACAGGAUAAAUGUUUCAUAUCGUUAUUUAAUCACAUUGGAAUCAAAAAUGGGAACCGAAAGAGAAUCAGAAUCGAUUAGCAGAAUUGGAAUCGGAACUGAUAAAAUUCAAACGAUACCCAACCCAAGCAAGAACGUUAAGAACCAAAGAAAUCACAAUCACAGUAAUGCCAUCAGAGCUACUGCAUGUAUGACUGUUGUUAUUGCCCUGACUGUCAGAGGAAUAUUUGAGCAAAUAUUUUCUCUUUUACAAACCAGUUUGUAAGACAUGAGAUUUAAAUAAACAUAUGCGCAUUUGUAAGACGUAUAAUAUAUGUAAACCUAUGCAUCAUGGCAUUGUGCAUCUGUGCGAGCCGUUUUUAAAUCCAAUUGAGCAAAUAAUUAGAUUUAAGUAUUUGCAUGUUUAAUUUUUUGCCAUUGAUCAGAUAUUUUUAGGUCUACACAGAUCCUUAUUUAAAUGUCAAAUUUUUAUUGAGCUCAAUUCUGUAGUUU